Ilex paraguariensis (yerba mate) is the source of this 372-nucleotide messenger RNA. The record is from the annotation of a GenBank genome assembly. Lineage: Eukaryota; Viridiplantae; Streptophyta; Magnoliopsida; Aquifoliales; Aquifoliaceae.
AUGACGUGUUGGCCCUUGGUUUUGUUCCUAAAUGCAUUUCCUUUUCUGUUGCUUGUCGUUCUAGUUUGUUCACCUAUUCUAUUAAUUCAGGGUAAUCAGGCAUUCAAAGAUAAGCAGUGGCAGAGGGCCAUUGGCUUUUAUACAGAAGCGAUCAAACUCAACAGUAAUAAUGCUACUUACUAUAGCAAUAGGGCUGCAGCAUAUCUAGAAUUGGGAAGCUUCCUCCAAGCUGAAGCAGAUUGUACUAAAGCUAUUGAUGUAGAUAAGAAGGUGAUCUCCAAUUUUAAAAGCAAUUUUGUUAUUACUACUGUGACUGGAUCUAAUGUUGAUCUUAGGCUGUGCAGACCCUUUUAUAUCUAUUUUGUUUUUUAA